This is a messenger RNA of Gadus chalcogrammus (walleye pollock), 1791 nucleotides long. Its product is annotated as transmembrane protein 237B-like. Gene Ontology annotation, cellular component: ciliary transition zone. Bases 182 to 1354 code for a protein of 390 amino acids. Lineage: Eukaryota; Metazoa; Chordata; Actinopteri; Gadiformes; Gadidae. The record is from RefSeq and is a predicted model, not a curated record. Gene Ontology annotation, biological process: cilium assembly. The transcript is spliced from 13 exons.
CCGGGUGACGUAAAUAUAAACAAACCGUACAGUCCCGCUGCUUAAGACACGGACACCUCAUUAACUAACUCCUAAUUAACGAACACCCAAUUUACUCAUUUAUAUAUCAGACAAACACCACCAGUCAUGCUCUGACACGUUAGGAUGUUUUAGUUUAAUUCAGAGUGACGGACUGAGCGGAAUGGAAAGACCAAACAUAACGACAACUCGGCGGAGGGACCUGCCGGAGAAACCCCAGAGGACCCUGCCUGCGAUGCCGAGCCAGGACUCAGCCGUAGAUCUCCCAGUCCCCAAGACUAAGAAGAAACGAUCGAAGAAGGUUCCCAGUGGGGUGGACAAUGUGGAGGACCCCGGGGUGGAGAUGGAGCGGGUCCCCAGCCAGGGGGCCUCCCCUCUGGGGGACGCCGUCACCCCCGACCUGGGCAGUGACGGAGGGGCCAUGCAGCGCAGGAGGAGGAAGAAGAAGACCCCCACCUUAGACCUUGCAGAGGACCAGGCUGAGCUGGUGAACGGCGACCGUCUGGACAACCUGACGGACGUGGAGACGGAGACGGUCAAGAAACCAAAGAGGAAGAGGAAGUCCAGGCAGGCAGAGCCCCUCCCCCCUGAGCUGGAUGUGGAGGAGGAUGACAUCAUCAGUGACUCCCCCCCCUCCAUCCCCCAGCAUGCACUGUUCUCGGCGCCGCUGGGCCAGAGCCAGCCGGUGGGGAAGGUCUUCAUCGAGAGGCACAAGCGUUUCCAGGCGGCAGACCGCUCCGGUGCUGUGCAGCGGUCCAGCGACCAGACCGAUGACCUCAUGGACCAGCAGCAGUACUGGACCACCAGGGACGUGGCCCUCAGGGUCCACGGGGGCUUCCGGGUGGUGGGUCUCUUCUCCCAUGGGUUCCUGGCGGGCUAUGCGGUCUGGAACAUGGUGGUGGUCUACGUCCUGGCGGGGAAGCACCUGACGGGGUCCCUAGACCUGCUGGUCCAAUACCACGGUCUGGCCUACCCCGCCCAGUCCCUCACCUACCUGCUGCUGGCCCUGAGCACUGUGGCCGCCUUCGACAGGGUGAACCUGGCGAAGGGCUCCUUGGCGCUGAGAGAGUUCCUGACCCUUGACCCCAUGGCGCUGGCCUCGUUCUUGUAUUUCUCGGCCCUGGUUCUGUCUCUCAGUCAGCAGAUGACCAGUGACCGGAUCAACCUCUACCAGUCCAACAGCAGCCUGUGGGUACCUGAUGUCCAUGGAGGUGGAACCGGCCGGACCAGAGUACAAGACGGAGAUGACAGCAUGAACACUCUCCUUGACCUACCUUUAAAGACCUUAAAUACCCUUUAUAGUCCUUUAAAUACCUUAACCUACCUUACCUUUUAGAUACCCUUUAUAGACCUUUAAUUACCUUUUAAAUACCCUCUAUAGACCUUUAAUUACCUUUAAAUAUCCUCUAUAGACCUUUAAUUACCUUUAAAUAUCCUCUAUAGACCUUUAACUACCUUUGCCUACCUUUUGAAGAACUUUUUCUACCCGUACCUUUUAGAUACCCUUUAACUACCUUUAUAGACCACAUCGUUUAUAGAUGCCAAUCUUGUAUAUUGUUUUGCACAUAGUUGAUUUUUUUUUUUACAGUAUUUUGCCACCUUGUGUUUUGCUUUAGUUGAUAUUUUGCACAGAGUUGAUAUUUUUACAGUAUUUUGCCACCGUGUGUUUUGCUUUGUAGCAGAUUAUUUUAUAUUUUUAGCAAGAUGAAGAUAGAAAUGCUUUUCUUUUUUAAAUACAAACAGAACAAAAAACCCUCAACACAUCGUUUGUCU